Molecule: messenger RNA, 525 nt
Organism: Trametes versicolor FP-101664 SS1
Lineage: Eukaryota; Fungi; Basidiomycota; Agaricomycetes; Polyporales; Polyporaceae
Exons: 3
Source: RefSeq, a predicted model, not a curated record
AUAGCCCUCAUCGUCUACGAAUACCUGCUCACGGUUCGGGUAGAAAGCAAAGUCAUCUGGCGCCGCAAACUCACCAUCCCUACUAUACUCUUCCUUAUAAACCGGUAUAUACUCGCGCUAUAUGCCCUCUCGAUAUCCCUUUGGGGAUUUGUUCAUAUACACACAUUAAACAUGACACUUACUCGUGUUGUAGUAUUCUCUGCACUACGCGUACAUGCCAUAAAUAACCAUAAUUGGUUGUGGACAACCAUCAUUUUAUGCCUCGGAUUUGUGGCCAUUCCACAUCAAGUUGUAAAGGUGCGCCAAUCCGCUGAUGUGCCACAUUUUGAACUAUACGGAAACGCUUUACGCGCAGCGGCGAUCGCCUCCGAGGCCUGUGUGAUUCUCAUGGACAUCCUCGUCCUCGGUAUCACCUGGUAUCGAACAGCGGGGAUCAUAAUGCUGGCGAGGAAGGUCCAAAUAGAUACGUCGCUCGCUCAGCUCAUGCUACGCGACGGUGAGUUUACAUUAACGACAUCGUCUUGA